AUGCGGUUUCUCAAUGAAGUAGAAAAGCAGUUUGAUUUAACAAGAAUGGUUGGCUCGGGGACUUUCGGGGAGGUCUAUGAGGCCUACGACAGGUUAAAUGAUCGCCGAGUAGCAAUCAAACGAUUAUUACCAUUUCAAACUAUGGAUGCGCAUAAGAAGGAAGCAAACUUUAUAUCAAGCUUGCAUGGAAAAUCCAACAUUGUACAGCGUGUGCAAAGUCCGCCACUGGCGCCCAAUGGGAUAAUCAUUGUCGAGGAGCAGCAGGCUUUGAUUUUUGAAUACUUCGAACAUGACAGUCCCUCAGAUUACGUCAAAGAUUUGACCAUCAAAGAGAUUACCCACUACAUGAAGAAUUUGUUUGUAGCAAUGAGGUCUGUACAUGCCCUCGGGAUCAUACAUCGAGACGUGAAAUUGAAUAACUUCCUCUACGACAGAAGGAACAAGAAGUACUUGCUUGUGGACUUUGGGCUGGCAGAGAAGAAAAUGCAGAAGACUGCUCUGGGAAUUUCCACAGGACAAACGCCUUCACCAGGCCGCAGAACAACGUCAGGGUCAAUGAGCAAGUAUUUCCCUGCCACGAAGAGCAACGGCUACAUCUUGCCCUCUGAGAACCUGGCGCAGCAGAUUGCAAAGAGGCGAAGGUUGGGCGUCAGAAGGACGAACGCAUCGGAGACCGUGAGGAACUCAGGGGUCAAACUGAAACGGCUUCCAGUCAACCGCGGGGGAACCCGGGGGUACCGCGCGCCCGAAGUGCUCAUGGGCAGCCACCACCAGACGACAGCAGUGGACGUCUGGAGCGCUGGGGUGAUACUGCUUACCCUGCUGUGCCGGCAGACACACUGCUUCCAGUGGUUCCGGCAUGACAAUGACAACUUGGCGGUCAUGGAGAUCUACGGGUACGCCCGUUGUGUAAGCCUUGAAGUAAGUGCGCUGGUCUGA
Guillardia theta CCMP2712 is the source of this 939-nucleotide messenger RNA. RefSeq lists its product as hypothetical. NCBI's taxonomy places the organism in Eukaryota, Cryptophyceae, Pyrenomonadales, Geminigeraceae. Gene Ontology annotation, biological process: mitotic DNA damage checkpoint signaling; protein phosphorylation. Gene Ontology annotation, molecular function: ATP binding; protein serine/threonine kinase activity. The transcript has a single exon. Gene Ontology annotation, cellular component: nucleus. Bases 1 to 939 code for a protein of 312 amino acids. The record is from RefSeq and is a predicted model, not a curated record.